Molecule: messenger RNA, 1745 nt
Organism: Phalaenopsis equestris
Lineage: Eukaryota; Viridiplantae; Streptophyta; Magnoliopsida; Asparagales; Orchidaceae
Product: E3 ubiquitin-protein ligase CHFR
Exons: 15
Coding region: 148-1539 (463 amino acids)
Biological process (GO): mitotic cell cycle checkpoint signaling; protein ubiquitination; ubiquitin-dependent protein catabolic process
Cellular component (GO): nucleus
Molecular function (GO): ubiquitin-protein transferase activity; metal ion binding
Source: RefSeq, a predicted model, not a curated record
AAAGCGGCUGAGCUCCAGAAUUCAUUGAAGAGUUCAAAAUCUUGUUGUAGAAGACGAUUUUCCUAGUUUUCUCGGCGGAGUUUAGUAAACAAGGUGUGUGCAUAAGGACACGAAUAGGUUCCUCAAUCCCUUCUUGUUCUAGAAAAAAUGGACACCGGACAAUGCUCUGGAUCGAAGGAAAAGGUCUGGCCAUGGGCCAAAUUAGUGCCAAGGGAUGUCAGAUAUCGAGAAAUUGAAAUCAGGUCCGCUGAAGAGGUUAUAUGCUCUCAAAUCACGGACUCAUCUCUAGAUGCUCUUGCGUGGUGUGCCAUUAUACGUGAUGGAGAUGAUUGCGUGGCAAUUAAAAACCUGAGCUCAACAGCAAUCCUAGUUGAUGGAAAUCUUGUACAAGAAGAGUUGGUGGCUUUGAAACAUGGAAUUGAAAUCAUUCCGGGACCUUGUAGAGAAGGCUACAUGAGUUAUGUCUUUCAAGAAACAUACGCUCAUAGUCAAGACGGAAAAGGUUUAAAGAUCUCAUUAGACGCCGAGCAUGCAAAUUGCAGCAUAUGCCUGAACAUAUGGCAUGAUGUUGUUACCGUUUCUCCCUGUCUUCACAAUUUCUGCAAUGGCUGCUUUUCAGAGUGGCUGAGAAAAUCGUCAACUAAGCCUGGUGGUAGACAUCAGAGUGUUGUUUGUCCUCAAUGCAGAGCCGUUGUACAUUCUGUUGGAAGGAAUCACUUUUUGCAUAAUAUCGAGGAGGCUAUAUUACAAUCUUCUUCCUCCCUAAAGCGUUCUGAUGAAGAACUUGCGCUGGCAGAUACACUAGCUUCAAUUAACUCAAAUAUUUUAUUGGGGAUUCCGAAAGGACCUUCGAGAAAGAGAACUUUUGUGGACGCCAAUGAUGAUGGUGGUAGAGUUGAUUUUCCUUGUCCACAAUGUGGAACUGAACUUGAAGGAUUCAAAUGCAGCCAGACCACUGCUCACUUGCAGUGUCAUAAAUGUAGCGGAAGGAUGCCAUCUAGGCCUGAUAUUGGUGUACCACAACACUGUCUAGGAUGUAAUAGAGCAUUUUGUGGGGCUUACUGGCUAUCUCAGGGCAUGGAUUGGAAAGCAUUUAGCAUAAUUUGCAGUCCAGAAACACUCAAACCAAUCUCAGAGCACUACAUUACAAGAAUUCCAGAUUCAGUCCACCAGAGUAAUCAGUAUGAAAGAGACGUGACAGAAAGGUGUAUAAAUGAAACAGGAAAGACAUUACAGGGUGUGCUUUCGGAAUGGUUUGCAAAAUUCAUUAACCGAGAAAUUGAUAUGUCAAAUCUACAAAUGAAUCAUCCUGAAGCUAUAACUGCUAGGACACCUCUAUGCAAUGGUUGUUAUGAAAAAUUGGUGGAUUAUCUCCUUUACUGGUUCCGAAUAACACUGCCUCCUCAUCUUUUCCCACCUGAUUUAGCUGCAAGACAGAACUGCUGGUAUGGUUAUGGGUGUCGCACACAACAUCAUAACAGCGAACAUGCAAGGAAGAGAAACCAUGUUUGUCGGCAAACGAAAGGAAUGCUUACAUAGCCCUCAUUUUUCAUCACAUUCUCAAUCCUAAAAUUGGUAGGAGUUGUUUGUCUGUUACUGAUUCUCAACCAUUAGUUGUUGUUGGCUUGACACGAAUCCUUCUUCUCCAUGUAUUACUGCUGCAUGCUUUACGAAGUACUAUUUCUUAUUUAUGCAAAUGUUUUUAUUGCACAGAUUUUAUUCAAAUAGUAUCAUUGAUCUUGAAA